AUGGGGUACGGAUACGUGCCUACCCAGCUCUAUCCUUACAAGGAGGGGAAUCGAGAGAGUAUCCCCGCCUGGCCUUGCUGCUUCGACGCCCUGAAAAGCUCGCAGGUCACGACAUUUGGGGCAGGUCAAGAAAGCUCACAAGUGACAAGGCAGAAAUGGAAACCUAGGAUGCCUUGUCUCGCAAAGGGAAUCGGUCCUCAAAUUGUCUCAACCACCGCAAGGAUUGAGCCAGUCUGGAGGGAAUCCGUGCAAUGUGAUAGGGUUUUGGGGCCUGGUGCUGGCAUGGCCUUGUUAAUGUCUCGAUGUUCGGCCACUGGCCCAAUGACCAGGCUCCGCCAGGGACCUUCAUCCAUCGGACAUGGGGCGGCGGCCAGAAAAAGUUGCCAUGGCAAGGGAAAUACAGUGAUGCCACGCCAUACGCAGUAG
This is a messenger RNA of Colletotrichum costaricense, 426 nucleotides long. RefSeq lists its product as uncharacterized. Bases 1 to 426 code for a protein of 141 amino acids. NCBI's taxonomy places the organism in Eukaryota, Fungi, Ascomycota, Sordariomycetes, Glomerellales, Glomerellaceae. The record is from RefSeq and is a predicted model, not a curated record. The transcript has a single exon.